This is a messenger RNA of Maylandia zebra (zebra mbuna), 2364 nucleotides long. RefSeq names its product phosphoinositide-3-kinase, regulatory subunit 6b (gene pik3r6b). Gene Ontology annotation, molecular function: 1-phosphatidylinositol-3-kinase regulator activity. Gene Ontology annotation, cellular component: phosphatidylinositol 3-kinase complex, class IB. The record is from RefSeq and is a predicted model, not a curated record. Lineage: Eukaryota; Metazoa; Chordata; Actinopteri; Cichliformes; Cichlidae. Gene Ontology annotation, biological process: G protein-coupled receptor signaling pathway; positive regulation of MAP kinase activity.
CUGCUGAUACUGCCAUCGCCAUACUCCACUGUGGCUCUGCACACUCUGAGGAGCAUCAAGAUGGAAAUGACUGCACCAGGAUCUCUGUACCUGAAGAGAGUCAUCGCAGAGCAAAAUAUCAAGAGCGAGCAUUUUGCUGCCAGGGAAAAAGUGUUUGUGCUGGCAGACCCAGCUGUGUUUUCUGUUUCACUGGAAGCUACGGUUAAAGCAUACUUGGAAGUGUCACGCCGGCUCACAAACACACGGACUAUGGAGAAAAGUGUGCUUUUCCAUGUGCUGGAGACAGGGUUAGGGACGACCUGCCAAAGCUCCAGACUAGCUCAAGCUCUUGAGGUUUUAGAGGACCAUGAUGUGAGGCAAUAUUUCCAGGAUGUGGUUGAAACUGUGAAGCAGAGUUUACAGCAUGGUCCCGGCAGUCGUGCAGAUUAUCUGAAGGGGCUGAAGCAGAUAUACAAACACAUCUUGGCUGCCUCUGAAAAAGAUGUAUUGCAUGAUGAACAAGGUCCUGUGUACAGCACUACAGUGCCCUUGCCAGAAAUGAACUUCCUCAUGUGGACAGAUGAAGAGAUGCUAUGGAAUCUGUUGACAGACUUUGCCCUACCUUCUGGCUCCAACUCCAUUAAGGAUGACAAAGAAAGGAUCUCAAGAGACAGCGGGAUAGUGAAGGACUUAAAGGACUCAGACGAAGCAGAGCAGCUGCCUUACAUGGCUCAAAAGACACUGUGGGAACGGAGAAAUGCCUUGAAGAACUCAAAGUCUGCAGAAAAACUGAGUCUGAUGGAGGAGAAGAUGAAGGAAGAUGUUACCAGAAACUCGCUUCUACUCAAAGAGGAGCGAAGUCACACGGCUCGAGUUGUGGUACUGGGGGAUGACAGCACCCUGGGAAAGCUCACCAAGGCUUAUUACAUCAUACGCAAGAAAGAGGCCAAACGUAACAUGCUGACCAAGAAACUAGACCUGCAGCUGUACUACAUCCCAGUCUCUGAUGCAGAGGCUUCACCGAGUUCACCUGAUGAGAGCAGGUUGUCUUUGGCGUCCUGUUUGGAGAGAGUGGAUCCGUGGUACAGUGUCAACGUUAGCAGUCUGGGAGCUGCCAUCCCGACGCUACCUGAGCUGCCUUCUGUUUCCAGGAAACCGACAGAGCUGAGCCUUUACUUGUUGGACACCCUGUGUUACUACCUUCGCUGUGGGACACAGCCAGUUAACCUCCCGGUCUAUUCAGUUAAGAUGACCCUCUCCAACUCUGAUCUGGCCUCAGUGGAGGAGCUGUUUGUGUCCCACCUGGAGGCCGACAUCCCAGAUUUCAGACACCUUAAAGACUGGCAGCAGAGGGAACCUUCUGUACGACAAAAGAAGUCAUCGGUGGAACUCUUUGGCGUGGUUCUGUCGGUCAACUACACAAAGGCCACUUUAAGCAAACGAGACGUUAAAGGAGAAGCAUCUAUGACCUGGCGUGUGGUAAUUACCUCAGAGCCGGCAGCUUCAGCGUCAGGGGAGAGUUACCUGGCUGCAAGGUUUGACUCUCUGAACCCCGCAUACAACACAAAAAUCGAAACUCGAAACAUCAGCAUCAGGACAAUGGAGCAACGAACACUCUGCGUGUGUCUGGACAAAGACCCUCGCAGGAUAUACACCAAUGUCCAAAAAAUAGAAAUCUCUCCAUGCUUGGACCCGGGUUGCACCAUUCGGUGUAGGUACAGCAUCGGCAGCGAGCAAGAGCUGCCACUCAGCAAGUAUCUGGACAAAGUCAUGUCACUGCCAAUCAACAGCUUCUCUGGUGUCAGCAUGUGAGGGACACAGGCUGACUGCUUCACAGUCAUCUUAAUGUUACAUUAGCAAAGCAUAUCCGUCCACCCAUCAGUUCAUUUUCUUCACCUCGCAUACAGUUCAGGGUCGUGGUGGGCUAGAGCUAGAGGCAGAAGCAGGUCACCUCUACAUUGCAGAGUAGAAUCAUCUACACUGUCUUGUGUUUAGUAACAUUAAUGUUAAUCCCUUUGGAUCCUCUUAAUUUAGUAACACACAAUUAUUUGGAUUCCAUUAUCUCUCUCGCUAACUGAAUUCUAAAUGCUUACAAAUCCUGUGAUAAGAGUUAACGGAUCCUCUACAGGAGAAAAAGUAGUUAGGUUCUACUAACUAAGAAUGCAGAGCGAGUCUGCAUGUUGAAGUAUCCAAAUGCAUCGAUCUACCCCUGAAUGUGUGAAUGUUAGAGGUGUGUAUGCAACAGGAAAAAAGUGCUUGUAUGAACAGGCGUGAUUGGUUGAAUGAGGCUUGCAGUAAAAUGUGCUUUGAGUGUUUGUAUUAAAGCUCUACAUAAGUACCUGUCCAGUUAAUUUGCUUCAAAGACAAAGUACUACAAGUAUCCAA